Acanthochromis polyacanthus (spiny chromis) is the source of this 4692-nucleotide messenger RNA. It is a transcript of the gene gtpbp2a, whose product is annotated as GTP binding protein 2a. NCBI's taxonomy places the organism in Eukaryota, Metazoa, Chordata, Actinopteri, Pomacentridae. The transcript has 14 exons. The record is from RefSeq and is a predicted model, not a curated record. Gene Ontology annotation, molecular function: translation elongation factor activity; GTP binding; GTPase activity. Gene Ontology annotation, biological process: translational elongation. The coding region runs from base 1103 to 2653 and encodes 516 amino acids.
UCGGGGACACUUUUCAGCACCUUGGAGAAUUCCUUCCAUCAUCCUCAGAGCUGAUGGGAAUUGUGUUGAUCAGAGUGCUGUCUGGUGAGCGUGUCAUGGACUGUGUAGUGACCUUCAUUUGAAGGAAGAGAUUUCACCUGCUUCUGGCCAUGGGAGAUAAGAUUCCAACCUUCACAGGUAGACGGAUAUCAAAACCAACAGACGACGCUGGUCUUCAUAACGGCAGAAGGGUGACAAGCGACGACUUAUCAUCACCUCUUGCUUGAAAUCGCUCAAUAUGACUUCAGCUGGACAUGAGAGCAGACACUUAAAGUGAUUCUCAGUUCAGUCACAUGCACUAGUUAUGGAUGUUAGCUGUGACUGCGCUGACAUGUGGCCUAUUAGAUGUGAGAUUUGGUACGUGUGCCCAGGAGAUGUAAAGUCUCCUGCUUCUGAUAUUCUGAGUAAUCCGCUGUGGAAGCAGGAUUUAAUUGCAGCUCCUCUACAAGCAGACUUGGCUGUAACACUGUGUUGUGCAGAUCCAUUACUUCCGUCAGGGCAGCUGGAGAAGCAGAUAGCGGCAAGCAGAGGGACGGAAUGAGGUUAUGUCGGGCUUAAUGUGCUGCAAGGCGUGGCAGACAGCACGGCCAGCUCAGGUGGAAGCGCCAGCUUGAUUUAUCGUGGACCACACAACUCAGCGGAGAAGAUUAAAUUGAACUCUACUUCUUUCCCCCCCAUUCCCAUCCUUUAUAUCCCCUCAUUCUCUCCCUCCUCCCCCUUCUCCCUUCAUGACUUUCUUCUGCAAAGCACUGUGUCAUUCAGUAGUCCCUCUCUCAUCUACCUCCUGAAAUUGUUAUGUUGCCAUCUAAGUGCUAUUUACAUCCCCCCUGCAGAUCUGAGGGAGUCUCAGGAAGGACUCUUCUGUCCUGUAGGAAACAGAAACUGAACAGAGACUGACAAAACAAUACACUGCUGCAGCCUGCAGCAGUGCAACGCUCACGCAGCUCUCCUCACAGACAGCGAUGGAGGUGCAACGAGAGCAAAGGCUGAAGAGGGAAACAUAGAGUACAAGCUGAAGCUGGUGAACCCCACACAGUACCGCUUUGAGCACCUGGCCACGCAAAUGAAAUGGAGACUGCAGGAGGGUCGAGGUGAAGCUGUCUAUCAAAUAGGUGUUGAAGAUAAUGGCAUGUUGGUGGGACUAUCAGAGGAGGACAUGAGGACGUCACUAAAAACCCUCCAUAGGCUGGCAGAAAAAGUUGGAGCUGACAUCACCGUUCUCAGAGAGCGGGAGGUGGACUAUGACUCCGAUGUGCCUCGUAAGAUUGCUGAGGUUCUCAUUCGCAAGGUGCCAGAUGACCAGCAGUUCCUAGAUCUGCGGGUAGCUGUACUGGGUAAUGUGGAUUCAGGAAAAUCCACUCUGUUGGGUGUUUUGACACAAGGUGAGCUAGACAAUGGACGGGGAAGAGCAAGGCUCAACCUCUUCAGACAUUUACAUGAGAUCCAGACUGGACGCACUUCAAGCAUAAGCUUUGAGAUCCUUGGCUUCAACAGUAAAGGAGAGGUCGUGAAUUACAGCGAGUCUCGGACAGCUGAAGAGAUUUGUGAGAGUGCCUCUAAAAUGAUCACAUUCAUUGAUCUGGCGGGUCACCACAAGUACCUGAAGACCACCAUCUUUGGCCUCACCAGCUACUGUCCGGAUUUUGCAAUGCUGGUUGUCAGUGCAAACACUGGCAUUGCUGGUACAACACGGGAGCAUCUUGGCCUCGCCAUGGCACUGAAGGUCCCCAUCUUCAUUGUUAUUAGUAAGGUGGACUUGUGUACACGGGCCACGGUGGAGCGUACAGUGCGGCAGCUGGAGCGAGUCUUGAAGCAGCCGGGCUGCAACAAGGUGCCUAUGGUUGUCAGCAGCACAGAUGACGCCGUCACAGCAGCACAGCAGUUUGCCCAGUCACCCAACAUAACACCCAUCUUCACCUUAUCCAGUGUGUCUGGAGAGAGCCUUGACCUGCUUAAGGUCUUCUUCAACAUCAUUCCUCCCCUUAGCAACAGCAAAGAGCAGGAGGAGCUGAUGCAACAACUAACUGAGUUCCAGGUGGAUGAGAUCUACACAGUACCAGAGGUGGGGACAGUAGUGGGAGGUACUCUGUACAGUGGUAUUUGCCGUGAGGGGGAUCCUCUUGUGGUAGGGCCCACUGACUCGGGCCAGUUCCACAAGUUGACCAUUGGCAGCAUCCAAAGGAAUCGCUCGGCAUGUAGGGUACUCAGGGCUGGCCAGGCUGCGACACUUGCACUGGGCAACUUUGACCGCUCGCUACUACGCAAGGGCAUGGUAAUGGUGAGUCCAGAGAUGGAUCCGACCAUUUGCUGGAUGUUUGAGGCUGAAAUUGUGCUGCUUUUCCAUGCCAAGACCUUCCACAAGGGCUUCCAGGUCACUGUGCACAUUGGCAAUGUGAGACAGACUGCAACUGUGGAAGCAGUGUAUGGCAAGGAGGAGCUGAGAACAGGGGAGAAAGCAGUGGUUCUCUUCAAGUUCAUCAAGCACCCAGAAUAUCUGAAGGUGGGAGCGAAGGUGCUCUUCAGACAGGGGGUGACCAAAGGUAUCGGUCAUGUCACCAAGCUGCAGCCCAUCGGCCAGUACCGGCCAUCCCAAAGGGAGGAUGAGGAAGCUUAAUGUCGCUUGGACAAUCACGGCAGAAAACACCGUCCCACCCCAAACAAGGUGCUCUACAAACCACCUCCUGCUUUCUCCAAAGGCCACUCUGCCCUUUUCCUGGCACAGUAAACCCCUUUUACAGGGUUUUGUUGUUGUUGUUUUUUUCACCCUUUUCCAAAGCCUUGUUACCAUCUUACUUGUUUAUCGUUUUCAGCCUUUUUAAAUGACUGCUGAUGUUUUAACGUGCUUUUUGGUGUUGAGAUUUAAAAGGGUGUUGCUUUUCAUGGCACUGAUAAGAGGUUACCUCUCAACCAUCACUUAGCAACAUCUACCAAAGUGAUAUAGAGUGAGAGAGAACAUGUUGCAAUGCACAGAUCAAUAGAUGGAUACUAGAAAAUUGCAUUCUAACAUCUACAGUGAAGUGCUGCUUACAAAGUUUACACCAAAAUGCACUCCUAACACUCGAUUCAACCAACAUGCUCACACACACUUUGCACUGAAACAUAAAAGCCAGUGUUGAUAUACCUGUGGCAGAUAACUGAUUACAAACUCAACAACUGUAAGUAUGAGAUGCUUUGACAUGAAGGUUGUACUCUGUAUCACCAGUGUGAUACCCCACAGCAGCUUGUCUGUGUUACCAGCAUAGUGCCUGACUGAUAAUUACAAACCUCUGAUCUCAUAUAAUUGAAUUCCCUUAAAUCAUAUCAUUUUCAUAGUAACUGCUGCUGAAUUAUGUGAGAUAAAAACAAUGAGAUUCAGUAAUGGGUUUCACAUGACUUGUCAGUCACACAGAAGCUAAACCAUCUCUCUUUAAGCCAUGUUACUGACAACGGCACUUUACGAAGGUGAAGGAGAGCGUUGUGAGGUAGGACUUGACCCAGUUUGUAUGUACGUCUGCCAAAAUAACUCACAUUGGCGGUCACCUUUUAUCUGUCACGUCUGUCUGUGAGAAUUAUUUUUUAUUCACAAAUAAUGCCUCACAAUAGUGCGGUGAGACCGUAACAAUCUUGCUGCCUAUGUUUCAAGUGCUUUAGUUACUCAGGUCAGUGUACAGUAGAUAUUGUAUUAGCAUUCCACUUUCACAGAACUACUCCAAGUGGGUUUCUGUUGCAGAGGGGAGGGGUAGUAGGGAGAUGUGAGGAAAAACAGACAAAAGUUGUGUCUCCCAAAGAGAUUAGUUUGAUUAUGCAUUAGUAAUGAAAAGUCUACUCUUACAGCUUUGUUUAAAAGCAAUUAUAUUUGAGGUACUUGAUGUCGUCUCUUCACCUUCAGUUACUGAUGUCACUAACUUUGAAGGGGUUUAUCACAGUGCCUAAUGGAACUACAGUUUGAGUAGCCUUCUAUUACAGCCCAAAGUUUUUACAACUACUUAAGGUGGUGCUACUACUAGAAACAGCUUUUGGUAUUUAGUAGACAACUUUGAAAAAGAAUGUUAAAUACUACUCUGUUCUGUUGUUGGCCUCACCAUCUGUCUUAUUAUUGCAUGUUAUAGUAAUUUAUACACACAUUAUUGUCCGACUGGCAUCAGUGGACAACUGAACUCUGUGCUGGUUUCUUGCUCCUUUGUUGUUAAUGCACAGUUUGUGUGCAGUCAAAGACAGAUAAACUAAGAAUGCAUUUCAACCAAAAUAUUUUAUAGCAUUUAUAAAGAGUUCAGGUGUUGAAGCUUGUUUUAAUGCAUCUCUGAAGUAUUUUAUAGAUUUGUAGUAGUUCCAGAUUUUACAGUUCAUUCAAACACAUUUUUCACAGUUGCAGUGUUCUCAAUAACACCGGCACAUCUUCACGUUUCGGAAAAAUCACAUUUAAGGCCUGUUUUCAUUUGAAUUGAAAGCAUAAUAUUUUGAUCAUUGUUUGGGUGAAAUGCAAUAUUUAUGUACAGAUCCAAUUUGUGUAUCAUGAUGUACAUGAAUACAACUUUUAUUGCCUCUUUAAUUGGUGUUUUAUUGUGUCAUUUUCAAAGUUGCUCAUCAUCAACCCUGAGGUUGCCUUCUGGCGUUCACAUCACAGCAUGAUGAGUCACUAAACAAAAUUGAAUUAUAAAAGGCUUUAUUUCCUGA